CUUCCAUUCCCUCUUACCGUGUAUACAUACAUACAAAAACUAUACGUAUAUCGACGACUGAGUAUGCACAUGAGCAUUGACUUUAGACUUUUAAUUCUUGCCUCUUACACACACCAGAAGAAUGAAAACGAUAAAUGAUGAUGAUAAUAAUAAAGUUAUAUGAUCGUGUUUCUUACUUCAUGACAGACAGCAGCAUGAAAGCAACACGCGUCUCAAUUGCCGAUUCAAAUGCUGUUAGUAAAUGCAACGACUCUUCAUCCUCAAAACCCUAACUUUCGCUCACCAUCGUUCUCGUUAAACCACCACAAAUUUGCUCAAUCAUGAGCAAAUUCUUCAGUAAACGAAGGUUUCAUAUCUCUUCACCUGCUAAUCUGAUGCCUUCUUUUACUUCUAGCUCUAACAAUUCAUCAAAGUCGUCACCGUGUUCGUCAUCAUCGUCGCCGUGUGGUAAUCCGAUCAACGUAGGGUUUUAUUCGCCGCAGCCGAAGAAGAGGCUCACCAGACAGCGUAAGUUGCGUCGUGUGUCGGUGGAGUACUAUCGUGCGCCGGAGGAUGAUGACGGUGACGUGUCCAAAUCGUUGCCGAAUUCGCCGCAUCGGUUGCCGCAGCACUGGUCGUCGUCCGCCGUGCCGCAGCCGUUGCCGCUGCCUAAUGAUGAGUUGCGGUUUCCGGCUGAAGGAUAUAACGGAGGAAAUGGACGUUGUAGAUCUGAUCGAACCGGGAUGAAUUCCAAGAGUCGUGGUGUCCCAACAUCAUCAAAAACUUCAACUUACCGUCGCCGUAAAGGUUAUCCUGAAGAUGCGAAUGGUGAGAAAGUUCGUGAUGAUAUCACGUUGGAUGUUCCUGCUAGAAGCGCCCCAUCUACCACUUUCACUAGCCCUACACUUAGCCCCAAACGGUUCAGCACAGUCCAAAUAUUUGAUUCAGCAAUUGCAGGCAUUAAAGACUUUCAUUUGUCAUCACCUUCCGAUUCAUCAACACGACGUACUCAACUGCACAGUCCGCCGUUACAAAGCCCGUAUACGAACAGCAGGGCCGAUAGCAGCAUCAAUAACGUUCAUCCCCUUCCAUUACCACCACCUUCAAGACCCGGGACAACGCGUUCAAAUUUGGACAAAUCGGAUGGGCAGUCGAUAAAAGGUCAAUGGCAGAAAGGGAAACUGCUGGGGCGUGGUACUUAUGGUAGCGUAUACGAAGCAACUAAUCGUGAAACCGGGAGUUUGUGUGCAAUGAAGGUUGUUGAUAUCAUUCCUGAUGACCCGAAUUCAUCUGAAUGUAUAAGGCAGUUGGAGCAGGAAAUAAGAGUUCUUCGGAAUUUAGAGCAUCAAAACAUUGUACAAUAUUUGGGUUCAGAAGUUGUUGAGGACCAAUUUUGCAUAUAUUUGGAGUACGUUCACCCAGGGUCCAUAAAUAAAUAUGUUCGAGAACACUGUGGAGCUAUGACUGAAUCUGUCGUUAGAAACUUUACACGCCACAUUCUCUCAGGACUGGUUUACUUGCACAGCAAGAAGACAGUUCAUAGAGAUAUCAAAGGAGCAAAUUUGCUUGUUGAUCCAUCUGGUGUUGUGAAGCUUGCAGACUUUGGGUUGGCAAAACAUCUUUCUCCAUAUAUGACUGAUCUUUCUUUAAAGGGUAGUCCACAUUGGAUGGCUCCAGAGGUUUUCCAAGCGGUAUUGCGAAAAGAUGCGAAUCCGGAACAUACAUAUACCAUGGAUAUAUGGAGCUUGGGGUGUACAGUGAUUGAGAUGGUGACCGGGAAACCUCCAUGGAGCGAGUUCGAUGGGGUGCAAGCAAUGUUCAAUGUAUUGAAAAGAUCCCCAACUAUACCUGAAACACUAUCAUCAGAAGGGAAGGAUUUUCUAUAUCGUUGUUUGCAAAGAAAUCCAGAAAAACGACCGUCGGCUGCUUUCUUACUCGAGCAUCCCUUUGUGCGUCCUUCGUUUGAUCAGCAUCUUUCAUUUUGUAAGCAAGAAUUUUCUGGUCUGAAACUAAAUGGAAUACCUUAUAUCCCACGAGUUGUGAUGCAACACUCACCAUGCAAAUGGGCUAAACAUGGAAGGCUGCUGUUUCACUUUGGGACACAUAAACACACGAAUUCAGAGACUAAACGGGACCAUUCAUCAGCUGCCGCCCACCAUUCUCCCGCGUCAUCCCGUGAAGUUGUUCCAAGUGAGUUCAACUUUAGCACACAACAUCUUGGUGUACCAACUUGUGUUCCUUUUACAGGUGAGGGUAGAAGAACAUAUUCUCUUCCAACAACUCCGGGCAGGGAAAACGAUCGAUUGUAAAUUAACCGGUGUCGAAUUUGGUAUUCAUUAACUAAGUAGGAUUUAGGGUUAGUAAGGAUUAAGUAGAUAUUGAAUGGGGUUGUGCUUAGAGAUUCAUAAAUGAUGUAGGUGUAUCUUGAACAAGGAGAAUGUUGUAUGUGCUUAUAUUUGAAGAGCACUUUUAGUGUAUAUAUUGUGAUCCUUGACAUUUCAUUUGAUUCAA
Molecule: messenger RNA, 2490 nt
Organism: Helianthus annuus (common sunflower)
Lineage: Eukaryota; Viridiplantae; Streptophyta; Magnoliopsida; Asterales; Asteraceae
Product: mitogen-activated protein kinase kinase kinase 5
Exons: 11
Coding region: 321-2288 (655 amino acids)
Biological process (GO): protein phosphorylation
Molecular function (GO): protein kinase activity; ATP binding
Source: RefSeq, a predicted model, not a curated record